GCCUCCCGCAGGUGCCUCGGCGGCGGCCCGGUGUCAUUUCCUCUUCGCGCUGCGCCGGGCCCCACCGCGGGGGAGGCGGGAGGUUGCGGCCAUGGCGGGGACGAGUUCAAAGAGGCACCACCAAGCUCGUCAGAAGCCGGACGGGGGAAGAGGAAUGGAUAUGGGUAACCAACACCCAUCCGUGAAACGGUUACAUGAGAUCCAGAAACAAGUCAAAGAGAUCGAACAGCAAGUGGCUGUCUUCAGCGGUCUGUCCACCGACCGAGAUUACAAGGAACUGGAAAGAAACCUUACGAAACAGCUUUUUGAGAUCGAUUCUGUGGACACCGAAGGGAAGGGGGAUAUCCAGCAGGCCAGAAAGCGAGCUGCCCAGGAAACUGAGAGGCUGCUGAAGGAACUGGAACAAAAUGCAAACCAUCCGCGCAGACUGGAAAUAGAGGCUUUAUUCAAGGAGGCACAGGCUCUUGUGGAACGCGAGAUCACACCUUUUUACGAAGGAGGAAACGGUAUAAGUGAUGAAUUUGAAGAAGGAAUUCAGGACAUUGUGCUGAGGCUUACCCAGGUGAAAACUGGAGGGAAAAUUUCUCUACGCAAAGCAAGAUACCGGACUCUGACAAAGAUAUGUACUGUCCAGGAGAUUAUAGAGAAUGCUGUGAAGAAACAGCUGUCCCUGCCACUCUCUAAUGAUGUUCAUCCUUCUGUCUCCAAAAUUAACUCUGUAAUGUGUGAGGUGAACAAAGCCAGAGGAACUCUCAUUGCGCUUCUAAUGGGAGUGAAUAGCAAUGAUACCUGCAGGCAUCUGUCCUGUGUGCUCACAGGCCUCAUUGCUGAUUUGGAUGCUUUAGAUGUCUGUGGCCGCACGGAAAUAAGAAACUACAGAAAGGAAGUAGUAGAAGAGAUCAAUAAAUUGCAAAAAUACCUGGACUUGGAUGAAGAAGCAAAUUCUACUCAGGCUUAUGAUUUGGCAAAAAAUCAGUCCAUUCUGAAAAUAGAAGAGAUCCGUAAGAAGAUGAAGGAAGUUCAUUCCUUACUUCUAAAAACAGAGAAUGCCUCUGAUUUGUAUCUGGGAUUGAAAUCAGAGUUGCAGGGACUAAUUGCCCACCUAGAUGAAGUGAGUCCAGGAAAAAAUCCCUGUAUUAGAGAGGCCAGGAGAAGAGCAGUAAUUGAAGUUCAGACUCUUAUAACAUAUAUUGAUUUGAAUGAAGCGCUGGAAAAAAGGCAAAAGUAUCCAGAGCAAACUGCUGUUGAACAUCGUUGCCAUAAAGCAGUUUGGACUGUACUUGGAAACUUGUCUCAAAUUCAGAAAGAGGUGAUUUCGUUUGAUGGAAACAGAACAGAUAAAAAUUACAUGAGACUGGAAGAACUUCUUACAAAACAGCUUCUAGCCCUGGAUGCAGUUGAUCCGCAAGGUGACGAGCGGUGUAAGGCUGCCAGGAAGCAGGCAGUAAAGCUUGCACAGAAUAUUCUUUACUAUCUGGACAUGAAAACAGACGAAUGGGAAUACUGAAAGAGCCAUGGCCUGACACGGAAGAACAUUUUCCCCUUUGGCACCUUAGGAAGAUCAUUGGCAGCACAUAAUAAAGUAUUCUGUGCCUGCUGAAAUCAUGGAAAUUGCAUAAGCAGUUGACUUGGCUAUAUGUCUGCUAUCCCACGCAGUCACCCACUUGCCAUGGCAACUGUCAGUACACCAUCAGCAAUUCUGGUCACUGAUAUAAGCUAAGAAGUGCAAUUCUCUGAAGGAAUAGCUUAAUACUUGAUCAAAUAUCUUCUUUUUUUUUUUUUUUCUUCUCUUUUUCUUUCUUGUUUUUGUUUCAAUAGCCUUGUGCAAUGUUCAGUGAAUGCAGGUUUUUCAAAGACACAGAAACUUCCUUAUGGUACAAUACUGGCAAAACUAUUUAAGGAGACUGAACAUGAAAAUUAGUAUUCAGGCAUGAGGCUCCAUCCAGCAACUUCACAGCAGUCUGGAUGUCCUGUUAAUGUGCUGUCAUGACAUAAAGUACUAAGGGCAAAAAGCCUUCUGGCUUUUGGAUUGUACUUGAUUUAUUCCAUCCAUCAUAGCAUCUAGAUAUCUCAGUUCAUGGAGCCAUAAUGCCAGCUGCAAAUUAGCAUUUACAUAGGCAAAGCCAAUUAUGUCAAUUUUUGUAAUAGCUGAGCCCUUUGAUUUGCAAAACCAGGUCUUUUGUUGGUGGAAAUUCUUUCAAGUUAUUGCUUUGAGGUACUGAGACUUGGAGAGGAAAAUCUGUACAUUUAUACCAAACAGAUAAAGGGGAUUUUGAGGAUUUCAAACUGCCAUCCAUACACCCUUGAAAACUGCACUGAACUUUAUGUAGUGGCUGCUUAGGUGUCUUUUUAAACUCUGCUGUUGUGUCUGGUUUUCACAUUUGGCGAAAACAUAAACAGACUUCACUUUGAAGUGAAAUGUGCAUUUUGGAAUUAUUUUUGUAAAAUUAGGUAGCCAGCUAUAAAGAUGUCCCUAAUGAUGUAAGUAUGUGCUACAUGGACAGGUGUGGCUUCGAGCACGUCUUGGAAGGACUUGUGGCAAAUGUCUCUCUCUGCAACUCAUUCACUUAUUUCAGAAGCUUCAUAAAUAAGCUUGCUUGUACUGUUGUAUGCGCCUACCUUUUUAUUUGUGGCUGCUAGUGCCAAUCACAUUUCUACUAUAGCAUGUUUUUUGGCAUUUUUGAAAGCAUGGCAUUAAAAUUAUUUGAGUAUAUACAGAUAUAUAUAAAGAAUAUCGAUAUAUAUAUAUAAAGGUAUAUUCAGUUGUGGACAAUUUGCACUCAGCUCUUUCA
This is a messenger RNA of Melozone crissalis (California towhee), 2792 nucleotides long. RefSeq names its product BAG cochaperone 5 (gene BAG5). Gene Ontology annotation, biological process: negative regulation of protein ubiquitination; protein stabilization; regulation of inclusion body assembly. Gene Ontology annotation, molecular function: protein-folding chaperone binding; adenyl-nucleotide exchange factor activity. Gene Ontology annotation, cellular component: cytoplasm; nucleus; cytosol. The transcript is spliced from 2 exons. Bases 92 to 1507 code for a protein of 471 amino acids. Lineage: Eukaryota; Metazoa; Chordata; Aves; Passeriformes; Passerellidae. The record is from RefSeq and is a predicted model, not a curated record.